Molecule: messenger RNA, 3889 nt
Organism: Patella vulgata (common limpet)
Lineage: Eukaryota; Metazoa; Mollusca; Gastropoda; Patellidae
Product: putative ankyrin repeat protein RF_0381
Exons: 2
Coding region: 480-2537 (685 amino acids)
Molecular function (GO): protein binding
Source: RefSeq, a predicted model, not a curated record
AGACAUUACACGAUUUAUCAUAACUUAAUAAUUUACUAUUUAUAUCUGCGCUCGAGAGUAUUCUGAUACACAAUUUUCAUAUUGUCUUACAAAUUGGAUAUCAGAAGCCCAUCUUUUUGCGGUUUGAAUUAACCGAUAAGUCUUGUUUGCAAUGUCAAAGACAGUGUUUAAUAUUUAGUUAGCGACUUGUGUCCUUUGAGUUUCAUCUUGUAGCAAUAUAACACCGCUUAGCCAUAUUUGGAAGAGGGGCAUUACACAUAUAACAUAAAGGCCGCAGUUAAACAAGACGGUUGAUUGAAGACCACAAUUUCGUGUUUUAAGUUUGUUAUACUGUAGAAUCUAUCCUCCAGCAAUAGCCACUUCGGGUAUUGUAUAUAUACAUAUAUAUAUAUAUAUAUCUAAUAGUCUUUAUUUAUUUGUUCAUUUUAGUGACGUUGACAUAAUAAAGGCCACUUGAUAUCGACCAACAGCUAACCAAGAUGAAGGCAGACGGGCCACUGAUAUCAAAACUACACAAAACUGAAUCCGAUGGAGAUAUAGAAGUGGUAGAAACAUUAUCAAUAGAAGAUAAGAAGCAAGCUUUAUAUAUAGCUGUUGAGUACCAGUUGUAUGAAAUUUUGAUAAAUCUGUUAGAACAUGAUAUUGAUUUACAUUAUGUCGAUAGUCGUCAGAACAACCUAUUACACAUACUUUUAGAUAAUAACAGAUUUGACAAUAGAGGUAGACGUGAUUUAUUAUUACAAUGUGUAGUUAAGUUAGUUGAUGCUGGUGUAGACGUCAACCAGGUGAAUGGCGAUAAUGAGACACCUAUAUUCAUAGCGGCUAAACAACGGUUGUAUGAAGUUGUGAUAUAUCUGUUAAAUCACGGUGUUGAUUUACAUCAUGUUAAUCGCAAUCAGUACACACUGCUGAACAUACUUUUAUAUUGCUAUUACGACAAUGACAAGAGAAGUGAUUUAGUAUUCCAGUGUGUGGUUAAAUUAGUUAAUGCUGGUGUAGACGUCAACGAGAUGAAUGGAGAUAGAUAUACACCUAUAUUUAUAGCUGCUAUGCGAGGGUUAUAUGAAGUUGUGAUGUAUCUGUUAGAAUACGGAGUUGAUAUACAUUAUGUUGAUAGUGAUCUUGGCACCUUGAUGCACGUCCUUGUAGCUAGCGAUGACAUGUAUUUCCAAAGAGAUAGACGUGAUUUGUUAUUCCAAUGCGUGGUUAAAUUAGUUGAUGCUGGUGUAGACGCCAACCAGUUGAAUAAAUAUAAAUAUGGACCUAUAUCUAUAGCUGCUUGUAAACGAUUCUAUGAACUUGUGAUAUAUCUGUUAGAACAUAGUAUUGAUACAAAUGUUGAUAUAUGUGGCAACAGCCUGCUACAUACACUUAUACGUUAUUGUAACAGACACGACAAUACAGGUACACGUGAUUUGUUAUUAAAAUGUAUACGUCAAGUAAUUAAAGCUGGUGUAGACGUCAACCAGACGAAUGUUGAAAAACUGACCCCUAUAUUUAUAGCUGCUUUUAGAGGACUGUAUGAAGUUGUGGUCUAUCUGUUAAAUUAUGUAGAUGUAAAUUAUGUUAACAGUUUGAAACGCAACAUUCUUCACUAUGUUUUAAGUUAUAUGUGUUCCUUUGUGCAAUAUGACGAGAAAUAUAUACAGCUCGUUAAUACUUUACUAAAAACGGAAUUAGACAUAAACCAACCUGACUAUAGAGGUAAUACCCCGCUGUUCUAUGUUGGUAAACAUAACGCGUCUGAUGACAUCCCUGGGUGGCGUAUGGGUAAAUCGUACGGAGUAAAAUUGAAAUUAGAGACAGGACAGGACAUCCAUGUUCCAUUGAAAUCUAAAUUGAUUAGCAUUUUAUUAGAAGCGGGUUGUAAUGUAAACCACCAAAACGAGCAGGGACAAACGGCUUUAAUGAACAACGUAAAAUAUCAAGCUGAUAUCAAAAUAUUAAAACUGUUAGUUCCGCAUUCUGAUCUGAGUUUAACUGAUAAUUAUAAUGAUACAGCAAUUAGUUAUUGUGUCCAAUUUCACAUGCUGAAUUCGACAGCCGUCUUUCAAACUUUAGUAGAUGCAGGUUUAGAUCUAAAGUCACCCAACAACGGAGUUAAGUUAUUCCUUGAUGUUUUAAAUUGUAAAAGAUUAGAGUUGUUCAAUUAUUACAUUGGGCGGCAAUUGAUUGUUAAUGGCGUUACAGCUGAAGGAGAAAAUAUGCUUCACCUUUUAGCUCGUGUUAACUAUGAAUAUUCUCUAACCGAAUUUUACUGGUUGCUAAAUAACGAGCUAGACAUCAACCAUCCUUGUUCUAAAACCAACACACCUACUAUGAUAGCUGCCUUUUUAUUAAACAGUAAAUAUUUAGAGCUGAUGACACAUCAUCCCAGACUAGAGAUCAAUACACAAAAUAACCAGGGUCAUACAGCUCUUCACAUUUGUAUAAUUAGAUUUACGAUGUUUAAAGAUGGCUUGAACAAGAGACAUUUAAAUGAUGUUGUUAAGCACUAUUGUAGACAGAUAUAUCCAAUAUACAUGGCCUGGUGUUGAUGGAAUAGAUGUAAAUAUUCCAGAUAAUGGAGGCAGCAAUGAAAAACGACAGAGUUCUUACACGGAAACUACUUCAAGAUGGUGCCAUAGUUACCAUGUUAGAUUAUUCAGGAAGAUCUGCUCUACAAUAUCUUAAUAUUUAUCAGAGUGUGUUUGAUUUGACUUGUUUUCAAUUACUUUUAUCUAAUGGUAAUGAUAAUACUGGUCUGCUCAAUAUACCCUGUAUGGAUGCUAAUACGAUUAUCCAAACAGCCUUAUGUUUUCCCCGCUUCUGGGAACCAUUUCAAGCCAUUUGUUUCAUUAGAUAUUUAAUUGCCCAAAACUGUUGUCUUCAGAUUCUCGUAUCAUCUUCACUUGAAAGUAAAUGUAACUAUAACCAAAUUAAUUUUACUGAGUUAAGUCUUCAAGACAGGGAUAAACUGAGAAAACUGUUAUAUCUUAGUGGCGCCAAAGGGGGGGAAAUUAUGACAAAAUUAAGUUUUUAUGAGGAAGACCACGACAUAAUUCCAUCACGUGACAGGGAAGAAUUUAUUAGUUUCUGUAGUAAUGUACCUCUUAUUUCACUGUGUAGAAGAAUAAUCAGGCAAAAUCUUGGAUUAGGAAUACAGGAAAAGGUUAAGGAUCUAGAAUUACCUCGUAUUUUAAAUGAUUUUCUUCUAUUAAAAGAUGUUCUUCAUCCACAAGAUUACAAUGUAAACCAUAUUGAUGAUGGCUGUAAUUAUUUUGAUGAUGAUGAUGAUUAUAAUGGCUAUGAUAUAGAUAGGGAUAGGGAUGGUCAUUAUAGUCUGUAUAACUACCAGUAUUUUACUCUCAAUACAGAUCAUGAACUAAGACAAGAUUUUCUAAAAAACGGAAUAUGUCCUAAUGAUGAUACUGCUCAUACAUUUGGUGAUUAUGAUGAUAAAGAUAAUAGUUUUUAUUAUUAUAUUGAUUUUGAUCAUGAUAUUGAUCCGGAUAAUGAUGAUGAUCAUCAUCAUUAAACCAUAUCAGAGAUAGCAAAUUUUACUGCUAGCUAAAUUUUAAAGUUUUGUCUUAUUCCGACUAGCGCAGUAGUAAUUGGAUAAUUACCCUCACCCUAGUGUAUAUGUAAAUUUAAUAAUCAUGAUAAUGAAAUUAGUAAUCAUUUGUUCAAGUAUUUCUCUAAUUGUUAUAUUCUAUACUUCAUUUCAUAACUGAUAGAAAACUGUAACUUUUAGAUUUAAUUUGAUAUAAGCAAAUAUUUUCUGUUUUACAUAUUUAAUAACUUUAUGUCCAAUGACGUUGCUCAUAUUGCUGAGAAUAUACCAAAAAACGAAAUAAAUUUCAAAGACUCGAUAACUGUUGUUGAGGAAUGUGGAACAGUAUAAAGAACU